GAGGGAUAAUUGCUGCCUCGAAAAACCAAUUCUUGACGAAACGGUUCGAAAUUAAUGAACCAAAUGAAACCCCAAUAGCUAUUUCAUUUGUUGGUAAUGGUGAACAAUCUGUAGACCUCAAUAUGGUUCAAGAGAUAAACAUUGAGAUGCAGUCCUGGUUCCUCCAAUUUCAUCUUUCACCUAAGGCCCAUGAGGCAGCAGCAAAGAUUCAAAUCUGGUUCCGACAAAAGUCUCGCAAGUCCUGUCAUGAUCAAACUCUGGACAGGAUUUACAACGAAAUGCUCGGCUUCUGUAGAAAUUCAUUGCACUGGAAAGCUGAUGUAAGACAAAAAGGAAAAAGGACAGCGCUUAAAUACAGUAUUUUGUUGAAAGGUCUGACAGUAGACAUAGUUGUAAAAUUAACUAAACUGCAAAAUGAAAUGGGCGAAAUGAAAUACAAGUUGAAAAAAGCAAUUGAAAAUUGCUAUAUGGAUAAU
Molecule: messenger RNA, 476 nt
Organism: Acaulospora colombiana
Lineage: Eukaryota; Fungi; Glomeromycota; Glomeromycetes; Diversisporales; Acaulosporaceae
Source: the annotation of a GenBank genome assembly